GAAAAGCUGAAAAUCCAAAGCUACCCCUAAAAUUUUCGUAGAAAAUUGAAGUACAAUGCGAAAAUCGAAAUGACUGAAUGCCCAAGGAGGUAUUUUUUUUCUUCUAUUUUCAUCUUGCCCCAUCUUUACUGGAAGAAGCCGCCACCCGCUCUUGCUUUGUGCCGGCCACCUUCUCUGCCGUCGACCGCCGUGCCAGGUGUCUUCAACACUGCCAUCUAAGACUAUAUUUUUCUGCUUAGAUACCUACAUUUUGGUUUAGUCUGGAAAAUGUUUAGGAUUUCUGUUAUCAGAAGAUUAACUAGUUCUAAUAUUGCUAUUGGAAACCUCAAUCACCAACUUUUGCAACAAUGUUCUGUGAGUGGUACUUCAAAAGGUAAAGGAAAACUCAAGACGGUGCAGACAUUGAGGCGAUCUAAGGUUGUGAAAAAGAAAGGAUCUGACAGUGGGGGCCGCAAGACUGGACUUGUGGCUGAGCUUGAAGAGAUGGCCCAAAAGUGCUUGAAUGCUCCCACCCCUGUAAGAUUCUUGAAGGUUAAGGAGAGAGCGCGUGAGGCUGAGCGUGAGAAAUUAGGUCUCAUUAGUAAGGAGCGUCAAAGAGAGAUGGAUUUAUUGAAGAAGCAGGCUAAAGAAGGAACUGGUCUUGAGAAGCCAUCUAUUAUUGGUACUCCAGGCUUGGAUUUGAUUUCUUUGGGUAUAGUUGAUGCGGAUGCUAUCCCAAAGUAUGAGCUGACUGUUGACGAUGGUCGUCGACUUGCCAAAGAGUAUAGUAGGGUUUUGAUGAGAAGGCAUCGUGCAAGGCAAAAGGCGGAGACUACACUUUUGAGAUUGAAGAAAGAGGCAAUUGAGGCUUUGCCUGAGCAUCUGAAAGCUGCGGCUAUGGUUCCUGAUUUGACCCCAUUCCCUGCAAACCGGUUCAUGGCUACACUGACUCCACCUAUUGAAGGAUACAUAGACAAAAUCAGGGCGGCAGCUGCAAAGCAAUCUACGAAAACCAAGCUGAGAUGAUUUUGUUAAGUUAUCAAGUGUUUAUGACUAUCUAGUAAGGCGGCCAAGACUAUUGUUCAAGGCAAAACGAUUCAAGUUGAGUCACUACAAUGUGUUCUUGGAUUUACAAUGCAUUUGUGUAACCAAUAAUUUUCGUGCGAGUGAGACGGAAGACACCUGCAGUAACCAUAGAAAUUUUGUUCCACCUCGACUUUGUAGUUCUCAUUACUGAGCACAUUCUGAUCACAGACCAUUGUUCUCUUGCUUUUCUGUUAUACUAGUAAUGUUGGGAAGAAAGUUUUACA
Molecule: messenger RNA, 1289 nt
Organism: Amaranthus tricolor (Joseph's coat)
Lineage: Eukaryota; Viridiplantae; Streptophyta; Magnoliopsida; Caryophyllales; Amaranthaceae
Exons: 3
Coding region: 268-1005 (245 amino acids)
Cellular component (GO): mitochondrial large ribosomal subunit; mitochondrial ribosome
Source: RefSeq, a predicted model, not a curated record